AUGAAGCUCGUGUCUCCAACAGUCACAUCCUCACGUAAACGUAAUCAAGAACAAGAGAAAGAAGAGACGAUUCCGAAACAAUCAACACUGUCGUGUCUUGACGUCGUGCCCGUCGUCAAGCGGCGGCGGUCUUCGGCCACGUCAAUUGAAGAACAAGAUCUGACGAUUCAAGAGCAACAACAGCAAUUUACAGUUGAAGAGCAUCAACAUGUUCUUGAUGGUGCACCUCAGACGGAGCUGUUUCUUGUCACGAUAAAGAUGAGAGACGAAUUAAACGAGAGCGAAGACGUUACGACAGAGACGCAAGUGCUGGACAAGUUGCUGUUACAACGUGAACAGCACAAGCAGACGGUGGAAGAUGUUGAUGUUGCCUGGGGUCAUGAAUUUGCAGCUCUGGAUUCGUUACGACGGUUUGCUAAAUACCAUCAGGAUCAGGCGAGGCGCCAGUUGGAGAACAAUGUCUUGCACAAACUGGUACUGCCAGCGGCGUCGAAUUUGCGCUCGGCGAUGGCUAGAAACGCGCUGCUAUGUGUGCAAGAACUUAUUCUUGAACUUAAAUUGGAGACAGCUGCGCAUUUUGACGUCAUUAUUCCUGUGCUCCUGAAUCGCGCGUGCUGUGAGAAGCAGUUCUUGAAGGACUUGGCGAGACAAGUGCUGGACACGGCGCUAGAAGCAGGCGUCGAUGAGGAAUUUCUCAAUCCGCUGUUGGCAACUAGCACAACUGAGAAGAAUGCGCAGAUUGUUAGCGUGGCUGGGUUAUAUGUGACCAAGUGCAUAACCCGGAUGGACCACGAUCUCUUGCGCACGUUUGUGCUUGAGAAACGUAUCUCGUUGUUUGACGAAAUGGUGCUGUUUUUUAACUGUAAGGUCGUAGAAUGCAAGACUGCUACUCGCCGAAGCUGCCAGCACCUACGCCGAGUCAUUGGGAAUGAGGAAUUUAUAUCACUGGUCAAGGAAAAACUGAGUGGUACAGCGCUAUUGGACAUCUUGAAAGCUUCGGAAAUGCGGACGGCAGUAAAACAUGGGCAAGCAAAGCCGAGCAUUCGCGAACGUAUGCUUCAGCUCAAGAAGCAGCAGCAACAGAAGAAGGUUCAAAGCGGAGGAAAUGAUAUUUCGGUCGUUGUUGUUGCACCCGUGCCUCCUCGAUCACGGUCUUCAUCAGCGCAAUUGCGGCCAUCGUUAUGA
Messenger RNA from Peronospora belbahrii, 1185 nucleotides. The record is from the annotation of a GenBank genome assembly. Lineage: Eukaryota; Oomycota; Peronosporomycetes; Peronosporales; Peronosporaceae.